Pelecanus crispus (Dalmatian pelican) is the source of this 3474-nucleotide messenger RNA. The record is from RefSeq and is a predicted model, not a curated record. NCBI's taxonomy places the organism in Eukaryota, Metazoa, Chordata, Aves, Pelecaniformes, Pelecanidae.
GAUUCUGGUACUCAUUUGUGUGUAAUUGAUGACUCUAAUGAGCACAUGCUCACUGUAUGGGAUUGGCAGAGGAAAUCAAAAAUAGCAGAAAUAAAGACUACAAAUGAAGUUGUUCUUGCUGUAGAAUUCCAUCCAACUGAUGCAAAUACCAUAAUAACAUGUGGCAAAUCUCAUAUAUUUUUCUGGACCUGGAGUGGCAAUUCAUUAUCAAGGAAGCAAGGGAUAUUUGGGAAAUAUGAAAAACCCAAAUUUGUUCAGUGUUUGGCUUUUUUGGGAAAUGGUGAUGUGCUCACUGGAGACUCAGGUGGGAUAAUACUUAUAUGGGGCAAAACUACUGUAGAAUCUACUCCAGGAAAAGGACCUAAAGGAGUAUAUCAGAUAAGCAGACAAAUCAAAGCUCAUGAUGGGAGUGUGUUCACGCUCUGUCAAAUGAGGAAUGGGAUGCUGCUAACUGGAGGUGGGAAGGACCGAAAGAUCAUCCUGUGGGAUCAUGAUUUGAAUCCCGAAAGGGAAAUUGAGGUUCCUGACCAGUAUGGAACAAUCAGAGCAGUAGCAGAAGGAAAAGCAGAUCAAUUUUUAGUGGGUACUUCACGAAACUUUGUUUUGCGGGGAACGUUUAACGAUGGUUUCCUGGUAGAGGUACAGGGACAUACAGAUGAACUCUGGGGAUUGGCAUCCCAUCCUUUCAAAGACUUAUUUUUAACAUGCGCCCAAGAUAGGCAAGUUUGUAUGUGGAACUCUGUGGACCACACACUGGAAUGGACCAGGCUGCUAGAUGAACCGGGGCACUGUGCUGAUUUCCAUCCCAGUGGAGCAGUGGUCGCGAUAGGAACACACUCGGGCAGGUGGUUUGUUUUGGAUGCGGAAACAAGGGAUCUGGUUUCAAUACACACUGAUGGCAAUGAACAGCUCUCAGUGAUGCGCUACUCAGUAGAUGGCACCUUACUUGCAGUUGGAUCCCAUGACAACUUUAUUUACCUCUACGUAGUAACAGAAAAUGGAAGAAAGUAUAGCAGAUACGGAAAAUGCACUGGACAUUCCAGCUAUAUUACACACCUUGACUGGUCCCCAGACAACAAGUAUAUAAUGUCAAACUCAGGAGACUAUGAAAUACUAUACUGGGACAUUCCAAGUGGCUGUAAGCUAAUCAGGAAUCGUUCUGACUGUAAGGAUAUAGAUUGGACGACAUACACUUGUGUGCUAGGCUUCCAGGUGUUUGGAGUUUGGCCUGAAGGAUCAGAUGGGACAGACAUAAAUGCCCUUGUCAGAUCCCAUAACCGAAAAGUGAUAGCAGUUGCUGAUGAUUUUUGUAAGGUCCAUCUCUUUCAGUAUCCCUGUUCCAAGCCAAAGGCUCCAAGUCACAAAUACAGCGCUCACAGUAGUCAUGUGACAAAUGUCAGCUUCACCCAUAGCGAUGGUCACUUGAUUUCAACUGGAGGGAAAGACAUGAGUAUUAUUCAAUGGAAACUUGUGGAGAAGGUAACUCUACCACAAAAUGACAUUGUCGUAGACGUUGGUGCAACCAAAGUGCCCAUCCCUGCUAGGGAAAAUGCUGUACAGUCUCCUGCACCUCUCCCACAACCUUUUAAUGAAAUGAACCAAAACGAAAGCGUAACUGGCAGCUCUCCAGCUUCUUUGGAGAGCAACUUGGAGCAGUCUGCGGAGGCCAGUGAAGAGCAAAGCGAGGAGCAAAGCGAGGGGAGCAGCCUGGAUCCCGCUGAGGCAGGCUACGAGGAGCCUUCCAACGAGACGAGCGAGGAGCACAGCGAGUCCACGGUUACUGAAGAGCAGCCAGAUAACUCACCUGUGUCUUAACGCUCCCAGCUCAGGCAGUUGUUAUUUUCCCUUGGUGUGCGUGCUUUCGUUACAGGGUGAGGGUUCAAAUAGGGAAAAGUAGCUGAGAUUCAUGACCACUCCAGCUUUUGAGUUUCAGUGAGAUUUUUAGUCUGAGCUUCAGUUCAAUGUGUGGAACCAUCCCAAGGGCCUGGCUUGAUGAUCUGUGUCAAGAUCUGGUCACAGUUAGUAGUGGACAUUACCAUAGAUCCAUUUCAGUUCUGAAAUCGCUGUCAGGAUGUGGCAUGAAAUAUAUACUGGAAAAAAGGUUAGCUCUGAGAAUUAGCUGAAGUAGACCACCUUAACUAUGUGAAAGUGCUUUCUGAAAGAACUAAGCUGGUGGGAAGCGCUGAGCUGUUCCAGCUGGGGAGUACUGUGCUGCUUUUUCCAGGUGUGAAGACAAACAAAACAAACAACGAACCAAAAAAGGUCUUUGUAGGGCUGUUUUCCUUUUUUUUUUCUUAAUGAGAAAAAUAGAGGAAAAACAAUAUAGCGAUGCCACGUGUAUGGCGAUGCCUUCUUGAUCUAACGUGUAUGCAAUUUUCUAACACUACUAAUUCCUAGUGGAGUUUGGAUGUGCUUGCAGUUGGUCUGCCCUGGGUGCUGCUAGUUCUAAGGCAAAUCCUGUCGAGGAACGGUGUUGGCUGUUCCAUUUUCACAAAUUAUUUAAUGACUAACCAAAUACUGGCAUGUUUCACUUUUCAUGACCUGAAAGUUGAUUUGAACUGUAGGACGUAAUUGUCUCUUCAAAGAAUUGCUUGCCUAGAGUUUGAAACUUAAGAGAGUCUUUACAGUGACUUUGAUGUGAACAGCAGAGAAAGCAUGGCAAGAACACAGAAGUCAGAUGGGCUCCAGAGUUAAACUUUAAGCCUUCAAGCAGAACUUGCUCCAUCCCUAGUAGGAGAAAUAUAAAUACAGUUAACUUAAAUUAUUAAAUUGGUGCUUAGGAUUAGUAUAUUAAGUUGAUAAUUUUUUCUUCUGAAUUUUUAGAGGUAACUCUAAGAAUCAUUAAACUGCAGUCUCUAUUUCCCCCCCUCCCCAGCUCCUUUAGCAGUUGUGAUAUAAGCAUACAGUAAUUUAGAUGAUGAUGUGAUUUUUUUUUUUUUUCCUAGACUUGCUGAUCUAUUAUUUUUGUGAUUUUUGUUUCCACCCCACCCCUUCCCGGGUUGCUCUAAGCCAUGCAGCUCUCAUGUGGCUAUACCUGGCCAGUUACGGGAUAUCUUGGCAUUUGUUAUGCAUUUGGAAAGUACUUUUUUUAUGAAGUUUGUCAGAUAGCUACAUUUUUUUUCUGAAGCGCAUAUGUUUCCUACUUUAAAAAGAUACAGAUUUACUGACAGAUAUCCAUUUCCUAUGUACUUGUUUAUAUUUUGAUUACAUAGAAUUUUCUUUUUUAACUUGCUGCAUUGUGCUGGUAUUUUAGUUCUUAGUUAGAAUAUCAUGUUUAGAAACUUUGGAUGAGUUCAUAAGUCUUAAUUGUGCAAGCGUUUACGUGAUUGUGCCAUUCCAAAGUGCAUCAAAACUGUCAUUCCCUUACUAGUAUCUUCUCAGGAGAAAUGCUACAGAUCAGGUAUUUAGUCAUCAUUUGGAAAGAUAAAAACAAAUGGACUCCCAAAGGACAUUUAGAACAUUUAUAUAUAAAAU